AUGGCGCAACUCGCUUCAGUUGGCGAGAAGCUGGGUAAAGGUGAUGAUUUGGUCGGCGAUAUGUGCCAGAAACUCUUCGACCUCAUGAAAAGGCAGCAAAAUCUGCUGACAAGCAUAGGUGAGCUCAUCAUUCGCUUGGUGUGCAAGCGCGUUGACGCCAAGCGCUUCUUUGCCACAGCUGCCAAGACGCUCGAAACAAUGGAGGACAAAGCCUUUGCGCGACAUCUGGUGCAGGUCCUUAAUCGUGGCUUGCUUACCGGCCCAGAGACAAAGAAGUUCCGAGCUCAGCUACGCUCUGAAGCCAGAGGCCAAGUUUCCUCCACUAGCUUCCCGAUGGUUCUGAUGCAGUCUUGGCUGUGUUGUCCCGUCAGCUCGCUUGUCCUGAGCUUCUGGAUGAACUGGUAUGAGCUGGCGGCAGAAUUGGCAACAAGGCUGGCCACCAUGCCGCGCACUGAGGAGAUAGAGGAACAGCUGAAGCAGUUCGUGGAGCUGCUGGAGUCUCCGGUCUUCAGCGACGUGCGGCUUCAGCUUCUUGACAGGCGACGCCCUGCGCUCCUCCGUGCAGUUCUUCGUCUGGCAGCACUUCUACCACAGGAGAAGGCUCUGCAGAGCCGCUUACAGGUGGUCGAGACUGGACUCCUGCUUGACCGGGUCAUGGCCUCGCGGAAACCAAUGCCAGGGCGGCGCCGCUCUGCAGAGGCCAGGCAAGGGAUAACAAGAAGAGGGCUAAAGCAGUGA
This is a messenger RNA of Symbiodinium pilosum, 738 nucleotides long. NCBI's taxonomy places the organism in Eukaryota, Dinophyceae, Suessiales, Symbiodiniaceae. The record is from the annotation of a GenBank genome assembly.